AAAUGUGGAUUUUUAUAUUUGUUCCAUUUACCUUUUCAAAAAUAUUAAAAGUAUUUUAUUAUUUAUUACUUGUUUAAAGACAAUUAAAAUAACACUGCGAAUCAUAUGUUGUAUGGUUAGUGGUUUUAUGAAACUUCUAGUCGUUUCAUGAAAUGCUUCUUUUACAUAUCGACCACGACAUAAGAUAUUUGUGGGUAUUACUCCGUGUUUAGAAAUCAACCUUUAUUGAAGAUAAUAACCAAAAUUCUUAGAAUUUUUCUCUCAAUUUCGUAGUCAUUGGUGCACUCGUAGUAAUACCCACAAAUGCCUUAUUGUUAUUCCAUUGAGCUCAAUUCAAAAUUGGUGUUUUUCUCAUUUACAGAAAAUUUUAUUGAUUUUGAAUCUCUCCUUUCUCUUACUGAGAUGGAAAUAGAAAAAUUGGUCCCGCAGUUGGGUCUUCGCAAAAAGAUUUUGAGUGGUUUGAAAACUCUCCAUAGGAGUGUGAAGGAAAUUGAAUCUGGAGAACUCUCGGACUUUUCAGUGGAGAAUAUUGAAGAAGAAGUGCCACUGAAAAAAUUGAACACAAAAGAACGAAGUGCUGAAAAAGAUCUACCAAAACGUAAAAAAUUUAGAAAAGCAGAAACCGCAUUGAAUUACAGUGAAAUUCAAAACACCGCUCGCAAAUACUUGGAUGGCAAUAUUAUUGGGCGGAAAAUCUUGGCUUUCUAUAAAAAAGGAUUAUUUGAUAGUUCUAUUCGUUCUCAAUUAGCUGAAUGUAUAAUUGUUUCAGAACUGAACGUUGAUUUAGACCCAAAAAAAGUAAUAUCGCCCCAAAGGUUCCUUGAGCUGAGGAACGAAAUAGUUGAGGUUUUCCCGACGGAAACGGCAGCAACGUACUACGUACCAACUCAGCCGAAAACUAAUUUGGAAGGCGCGAAGCAGCCCAGGGGUAAAUUAUAUGAUAAAUAUACCUGCAUAAUAAAAGAUUUGCGUGCUUCAGGAUUCCGAACAGCCAACAACUGUUCAUGACGAUGGAGUAAAGAGAGAUGAACAGGGUAAAGUGAAGGAAGACCUGGAGUGGUUAAGACGAUGCCUCGAACCCGAGGUUGAGGCUACUGAGCGGUGGAGUAGGACUUCCGAUUAUCGCCUCCAUUCCUUAAGAGUUACUCCUACUAGAAAAAAGGGGAUUCGUCGUCAAAUUAAUUCAAUUACAAUUUAUUUCAA
Messenger RNA from Drosophila gunungcola (fruit fly), 1203 nucleotides. RefSeq lists its product as uncharacterized. Bases 304 to 1008 code for a protein of 234 amino acids. The record is from RefSeq and is a predicted model, not a curated record. NCBI's taxonomy places the organism in Eukaryota, Metazoa, Arthropoda, Insecta, Diptera, Drosophilidae. The transcript has 6 exons.